Messenger RNA from Ectocarpus sp. CCAP 1310/34, 720 nucleotides. The record is from the annotation of a GenBank genome assembly. Lineage: Eukaryota; Phaeophyceae; Ectocarpales; Ectocarpaceae.
AAAAAAUCUACAAAGAUCGCGACAUGCGAGGACUGUACCAACACCUCAAGAGAUCAGUGGGCCUCAGCGGGAGACAAGCGGGGGGACAGCAGUUCGUCGCGGAUGAGAACGGCGUGUUGCUCCGGAACAGGGACGACAUCCUCCAGUGGCGGGCGAGAUUCUUCAGCACCCUACUCAACACCGAAUCCCCCACCCGGAACCCAGACAUCAUCGCACGAGUGACGCAGCGGCCAGCGACACGUGACACUCAACAGUUGGGAGAUGUGCCAGAACUCGAGGAGGUGGCACGGGCAACGAAAGGCCUCAAGAACUGGAAGGCACCCGGCCAUGACUCCCUCCCUGCCGAGUUGCUCAAGAUCGAUGACGACGAACCCUUCGUCCUGGGACACCUCCAUACCAUCCUCGUCAAGGUGUGGAACGGAGGAGAUAUUCCGCGAGAGUGGAAGGAUGCAACCAUCAAGGUGCUGUACAAGAAGGGUGACCGGUCCAACUGUAACAACUACAGGGGGAUUUCGCUACUAUCUCACGUAGGCAAGGUCCCCAUCAAGAUCAUCACCAACCGUCUAAGCGCCUUCUGCGAAGCCAACAACAUCCUCCCGGAGGAACAGUGCGGAUUUCGACCCGGGCGAUCCACCGUCGACAUGCUGUUCGUCGUGCGCCGCCUCCAGGAGCUGGGGCGGAGAAAGAAGAUACCGCUCUACAUGUGCUUCGUCGACUUGA